This is a messenger RNA of Microplitis mediator, 2388 nucleotides long. RefSeq lists its product as uncharacterized. Gene Ontology annotation, cellular component: cytoplasm. The record is from RefSeq and is a predicted model, not a curated record. The coding region runs from base 355 to 2205 and encodes 616 amino acids. The transcript has 4 exons. NCBI's taxonomy places the organism in Eukaryota, Metazoa, Arthropoda, Insecta, Hymenoptera, Braconidae. Gene Ontology annotation, biological process: neurotrophin TRK receptor signaling pathway; negative regulation of TOR signaling; negative regulation of protein kinase activity.
UCUUGUUAUCAAUUUUUAGCCGAGAAAAAUAAGUACGAGUUUGUCAAGUGAACAAAAUUUUAUUAGAUUUUCGGUAAUAAGUUAAAGUUUGUCAUAAAUAUUAUAUAUAUUAUAUAUCUAUAUAUAUAUUUAUAUAUUUUGUUAGUUAUUGUUCUGAUUGAUUAAUUAAUUGUGUUUGUUAAUUAAAAGUAUUCAAGAAUUUAAUGAUCUCAAAAUAAAUUUUCCAAUCUCGCCAAAAGUGAAAACUUAUAAAGAAAUGAAAAGUCAAUAAGCCAUCGCCUGGAGUUCAAAAAUCGAAAUUUUCACAUCUAAUCUCAAAAUAUAAACAAAAAUCCUCUCAAUUUAUCGCUCAAAAUGUAUUUAUCCUGCAAAUGUCUCAAUAUAAUAAUAAAAUAUUCACCGAGCCAAUUAGCAAAAGACCCGGAGUUAUCACAAUUUCCCAAUCAUGAAUUUUUCCGCGAUAACCUUGAAAUAAUUGAAUUAACUGACGAUAACUCCGCUGUAUUAAAACGCCAGCCAGCAUUAAUCGACGAAGAAUUAAUCGAUACAUGGAGGAUAACUCAUUGCAUUAAUUGUUAUCAGUACACUCACGCUAUUACUGAUAACCCCGAUAACUCUGAUUCUAAAAAACCAGAUGAAAAACAAUCAAUUCGAUAUUUAUUGAUAAAUAAAUCAUUGAUAACAAUUGAUAACUCUGAUGAUAACCCCGAGUUAUCACUUAAAAAUUCAAAUAUCCCUAAUUCAAUGUCAACUAACGUUAAAUCACAAUUUAUUCCUGAUACCUCACAAUUACCAAGUGAUAACUCAUCAUUAAUAAAUGAUAACUCACGAUUAAUAAACGAUAAUUCAUUGAUAAGUGAUAAAACAAUGAUAUUUAGUGAUAAUAUACCAUUAAUGAGUGAUAACUCAACGUUAACGAGUGAUAACUCAACAUUAAUAAAUGAUAACUCAUUAUCAAAUUCAUCAUUAUCAAUUGAUAAUUCACUAACAACACGUUCAAUAACAAAUUUCAAUGAUAACUCAUUGAUAAUGAGUGAUAACUCUUUUAUUGUUAAUGACAAUUCAAAUAUCACAAGUGAUAAUUUAACAUUAGUUAGUGAUAACACAUUGAUAACAAGUGAUAACUCAAAAACAUUACGUGAUAAUUCAAAAAUAUCAUUGAUAACAAGUGAUAACUCAACAAUAUCACAUGAUAAUUCACUGAUAAUCGAUGAUAACUUUUUUAUUAAAAAUAAUAAUAUUUUAAAUAAAUUUAAAAACAACAAAAAUUUCAGUGAUAUUUAUAACGUUAUCAUUGAUAAUGAUAAUGAUAAUGAUGAUAAUGAUAUUUCAGUAAUUAAAAAAAAAUUAUUACCUAGUGUACAGUUAUCACUGGGUAAUUUACAGCAACAGUAUGAAAUAAAAGUUAAAAAUAUAAAGGAUAUUGUUGACGAUAACAUCAAAAAGUUUAUCGCUAAACAAUAUGAAUAUCUUGAUAACUUUAAAGAACGUGGUCAUCGUGAUUAUUGUAUUUUAAGUAACAAAAUAUUAAGAAAUGAAUUUAAAAAAAUAAAAAGUGAUAUUAAUUGUGGGGUUAUCAGUGAUAAUGAUAAUGACAAUGAGUUAUCUGCUGGGAGUAAGACUGAAGGAUAUUUGCCGGCUAAAAGGUCUGAUAUUGUGAGACCGAUAACUGAAGAUAAUCUAUUUGUACCUGGAAGUUUAAUGUUUUCCGAGAGGUCUGACAAUAUGGCGGACGAUGAAGUUGAAGGUAAACGCGAAAUGAAGAGAGAGAAGAAUAAGAGUGGGGGUAAGAGGAUCAAGAGAAGGCAGACAAAGAAACAGAGCAAUGAUAUCGAUGAUGAGGUUAUUUUUGCGAUUGAGGGAAUGGAUGAUAAUGAUAUGGAGAUUGAGGAUAACAAAGUUUCUGACGAUGAGGAUGAGGAUGAUGAAGUUGAAGUUGAUACUGAUGAUUCUGGACAAGACGAAGGAAUUCAUAUUCCACGUGUACAACGUGGUGGCCAUCCUACCCUCGCCAAAUCAUUACCCGUCAGUGUGCCUAAUUUCUUAUUUGGACAACGUACGCAGCGUCGUAACGACGACCAGGAAUCAAUGGAUCCCCUAGAUCCUCACAACAUCCGCGCAUCAAUAAAAGCUCUCGCUAAAAGCGUCCACGGUGAUACAGUCUUCGGUGACUUACCUCGGCCAAGAUUCUCAACGGACAUUUGACUCGAUAAUAUUUCUGAGUCACCAUAAUCAUCAUCAUCAUAAUUAAUCAGUUUAUUAAUAAAAAGAAAAAAAAAAUUUUUUUCUUUUAAUGUUUUUUUAUUUUUUAUAACUACAAUAAUCGUACAAUUAUUUAUAAGCUAAAUAUUUUUUAUUAUAAUGACAAAUAAAAAUUCAUAUCGAAUA